GCACGCCAGCAUCUAGCCACAGUUCGGUCUGGCAUCAUUGCUUGCUAGCGCGCCGACCCUGAAGCUGCGUUCGGGCAAAGCAACCGAUUCAUAUUCACAGGAUUUUAUAACACUGCUAGGCAACGCCGUACGCAGACAGAUCAGCGUACAGCACAGGAAAAUCAAGAUUUGGAUAGAAUAAUUCGACAGGAUAGACAACGAAAAUUGGCUUGUGCACGCCGGCGCACCUCAAGGCGGGACAGGUGUGCUGAGAACGUUUAAUUGCUUGUAAGCACUUCUUCAAUCAGCAUACGUCGGCGGCAUGCGUUCUCAUCUGUACCGUUCCGUUGAAACUGCUUCUACGCAGACGACGUUUAUACGACCAACUGCUGUUUUUGUCACAGCGUGCAGCAGCACAACAGCUCUGUACGCCCCGAUACCGAGUUACAGUCGAUAAAGUCGGCACCAACGCUGGUGGGAUCCCGUCGGUGGCAAUCAAGACGCUCUCUUGAUAGUGUAAUUUAUCUUUCUUCUGUGAAGACAAGUGUCGCUCAGUCAGCCAAGGGCGAUUCGCGGGCGACUAGUCCGUAACAUAUAGGCAGGCAAAUGCGCAUGAGGUUGGCCUGUUUUUACCACGUUACGCUAUAUCGUUUGCCGUGUGUAAACGGAGUAACUCGGCGAACAACAGAAUUAGUAUGUGCCCGUGAGUUACUCGCCAGUCGUGGUGAGUGGUGAUACUAAGUUGCUGAUAAUGCAAGUUGGCAUCAACUUUUCUGUGAAUGUGCUCCCAAAAAAGGGAGCAAUUUAAGAACUGAGAAGCAAUACAACAUUGUAUAGUCGAAGAGGAACAGUGAAGUAGGCCUUCGAAGGAAGCACUGCAUGAUGGCGACCGUAAGCCCCGUAGAAAAUGGCAACAACAACAGGAGUAUUCAUGGUUUCCUGGACGCCAACGUAUACGCGACGAAAAAAUCGAUUGCACAGGGCAUGCUUGAUGUCGCCCUGCUCACCGCCAACGCGUCACAACUCAAAUACCUUCUGCAGGUGGGGCACACGCACGAGUUCUACACGAUUAUGGUUUCGCUUAUCUCCACCUCCAUUAUUCUUCAGAUCUUGAUCGGCUUCGUUCUCGUAGUGAAAUAUCGUUUCAACAUCAACAAGGAGCAUCAGCAGUGGUGGGCAGAUUUCCUCAAUAAUGUGCUUGUCUGGAUGAUUUUCGCCGCAACGAUCUGCAACGUUUUCAUUUCGGCAUUUGGCAUCGAACCCGCACUCAAAAAGGAGACCGGCGCUGCAAAAACGUUGCAGCCGACGGAAAACGCUUAAAUAGAGAGUUCGACAAUCGCAUGUAUGAGUGCUACGUAGCGGAACGUUAUUCCGCCAGAAUGCAUAAUGCUCAUGUAAACAAUACCAACAUGCCCCAGCUGCGAGAGAAACUACCUUACAAAGUAUAUCGUUCCGUCAAGUCACUAUGCAUACCCUCUCUAUAGUACGCUCCAUAGGCUACUGAUUUUAUCUACGUAAAUAAGUGCGUUCAAGACGACGUAUUUUCCGACUAGCAGAGGGCAGAAAAAUUAAUUUUACUUAAACCCACGAAACACAUGAAUGGCGUUUCGAGUCGUAGAGUUCGAUCUCGUUGUGCUCCAUAACUUAAAGGGAACCAUUUACACUUCCUGACAUUGAUGUGUUUCUACCAAGUUAACCAGCGCAAGUAAAUAAUUUACGCCUGCAAGAUAAGCAAAAAUUUGGAUUUGUUGGUGCUCUAGGCAUUACGCCAUGGUCCAGACCGACGCAAACGGAUGACACCGCCCGUUAGUAAACGACAAAGUUCGCUUUAGCCAAUUCAUAAUUUUACAUAAGGUUAAGCUGACAAAUAUGUGGGGCCAGAGGUUCUGCCCAAAAAUACCACCCCAUAAAUAAACAGAGGCACUGAAAAAACAACGUAUAAGCCGGGCAGAGCUUUGUACUCAGCUUUCAUCAAACGGGGUGCUUAAAUCUGAGGCGGGGGAGGUGUUCAGUCCUAUAUAAUUUCGUUAGAUUCUGUAAUUUAUCGUCGAUAAUUGCCUAUACAUUUUCCAAAGUUAUGUGUAAAUUUGUAUUAUUUUCAAUUACUUAUAUUGUUUCCUCAGUUAUGAAAAAAAUUCGUUAAGUUUUUUUGAAACCUUUUUGUGAAACCAAAUUUUGUGUUGACUAUAUCACAAUUGGUAUCUAAAGUAAAAGCAUUCUUCGGCUGUCGAGGCACCGAAGCUUCCUGUCACAACUACCGCAAGACUGGCAUCAGCCUUUAACUUGCUGCUUAAUAAUAAAUAAUAGCUUCGGUGUAUAUGAUUCUCAUAAAUAUCAUCAUUCAAAACAUACAAGAAUAGCUUACCGUUGUUAUAUAUGUGUAUGAUUUUUUUAGAAAAACAUUACGUCGAAUUACAGCGCUAUCUCUCUUUCAUUACAGAUUUUGGUAGGCGCGUUCAUCGUAUUGGUGGGAACUGUCAACUUA
Molecule: messenger RNA, 2464 nt
Organism: Varroa destructor (honeybee mite)
Lineage: Eukaryota; Metazoa; Arthropoda; Arachnida; Mesostigmata; Varroidae
Product: ninjurin-2-like
Biological process (GO): cell adhesion; tissue regeneration
Cellular component (GO): membrane
Source: RefSeq, a predicted model, not a curated record